Molecule: messenger RNA, 3396 nt
Organism: Pseudozyma hubeiensis SY62
Lineage: Eukaryota; Fungi; Basidiomycota; Ustilaginomycetes; Ustilaginales; Ustilaginaceae
Exons: 1
Coding region: 1-3396 (1131 amino acids)
Biological process (GO): protein import into peroxisome matrix
Cellular component (GO): cytosol; peroxisome; peroxisomal membrane
Molecular function (GO): ATP hydrolysis activity; ATP binding
Source: RefSeq, a predicted model, not a curated record
AUGUCUCGCUCAUCCAAAGCAAAGGGCCGCUCGGCCAAGUCGACAACAGUGACGAUACAAUACGAUGCCACGCUCAAGUCUUCGCUCGUCCACCUGCCCAUGUGCCUUUACGCACCCCUGGUCGACCUUGCCGUACCUCCACAGUCGCUCGUCGUCGAAAUACAUCCGACAUCCACCACGAGCCAGUUUGUCGCUCCCUACUAUGCCGGUUGGUCAGGCAUGAGUGCAGCACCGCUGUCGGUCGCUAACUCGCUUUCACAGAAGCCAUCAUCGUCAUCAUCGUCUGCCAACGGAAAGUCGACCGCAUCCGACGUGCUCAACAUCGCCCCUUCCCUCGCAGCAUCGUUCCAUCCUCCCUUGCCAGACGGUGCCAUCUGCUCUGUGCGUCUCCUUCGCUCUCCGCCUCUUCCCACCGCCACCAAGAUCGAUGUCACCCCAUUGUCGGCUGACGACUGGGAGAUCCUCAGUUUGCAUGCUGAAGAGGUCGAGCUCAACAUGCUUGGCCAGGUGCGCGCAGCCACUACCAAUCAGGUCAUCACCGUUCAUGUCGGCAGAGGCGCCAACACGCUCGUGCGCUUCCGCGUCGACUCCACCACCCCGAGCACAGCCGCCGUAGACGCUGCUGAGCCCGACACCGACGAUGCAGAUGCGGCUGCCUCGGCCAUUGCCGUUCGACUCUCUACCGAUACCGAAGUCAUCAUUGCUCCUAGAUUGCGAAAGAAGGCCGUCGACCCAUCCAUGGAAGAGGAGCACUCUUUGCAGCCUACCAAUAAGCCAACCCUCAAUGGAUCCGGCGCCGGGAGCGAGGUGCACGAUCUGCGGCACACGCUACCAAAGCUGCUUUGGCGCGUCUUGCCUCAACGCUUUGCCCAAGGUCUGCACCUCGACAGCUUCUCUACAAGUGUCGUGGUACCAUCAUCGUCGGCGAUAGGUCAUGCCCAGCUGCAAACGGUCUACCCGGAUAGCCGCUUAUCCGUCACCAAAGUGUCGUGUCCAACCAACAACAGUGCUCAGGAGAUGUCAAAUGCAGGCAGAGACAAGGGCUCUGCUUCCACAUCCGCGAAUGUCUUCGACGAGGCGAGCAACGAUGCAACCACCUCCUCAGGUAACAUGCCUGUGAGGCCCACAGCGAGCGCUCGCUUUAUCAGUGCCGAUGAUCUGCCAGGCGCCAGGAUCCACAAUGAUGCAUCUUGGCCAGAACGACAUGUUCUGGUUGGCGCCAGCCUACGUGAACAGCUCGGCAUCCAGGAUUAUGAUCUACUUCGGUUUGGACCCCCACCUCCCGGAUCUGCCAAAUCUGUCCCAUCAAAGGCCACUCAGCAAAAUGGUGAUGCUUCGACGGCUUCAACGGCAGCAGAGGAGAGCGAGUCGGACCUGGCCGGCGUCGAGCGCAUCCUCAGUGAUGCCAAAGAAGCAAUUUCGGCGUGCUUCCGCGCACGCGCCCUCGAAGCGUCCGCCGGCUCCGCUUCCGACACUAGACCGUUCCAAGGGUCCUCGAGCAUGCUGCUUUCGGGAGGGCCUGGCUCCGGCAAGACGGUCGUCGCCAAACAGCUCGCUGCCGACCUCUCACGCGACUUUGAGCUUUGCCUCGCCACUUCGUACUACGACUGUUCGCCUUUCAGCGAAGAGCGCGUCCCCGUGCUACGCGCCCGCUUCACCGAAUGGCUCAACGAGGCCGCUUGGAAAGCUCCCAGUCUGCUCAUCCUCGACAACAUCGAUCGCAUCAUCCCGGCCGAGAUGGAACACGUCGAUUCGCAGCGUUCACGUCAGCUCGCCGAGGCGUUUGUCGCAAGAGUCAGGGACUGCGUCAAGAGUUUCGGCGUCUUUGUCGUGGCAACAGCACAGGCCAACACGAGCAUCCACAGCUUGUUGAACUCCAGUCAUUUGUGGCUCGACAACAUGCAACUCAAGCCGCCCGGUAAAGAUGGAAGGCGGGACAUCUUGACGCAUCUGGUAAGCAAGAAGCUGAAUAAUGCCAAUAAGGAUGGCGAGCGGGCGAGUUCAGAGUUGAACUUUGUCACCCUGGCGACGCAGACCGAGGGGUAUCUGCCGGCAGACUUGAAGGACCUGGUGGAGAGAGCCACGCAUCAAGCUGCCAUCCGCAGUGCAGAGACAGGCGCCAAAGCCAGUCACGGUCGUCCUGCAGUCAAUGGCCUGGCAAAGAACGGCAACCAGCCUGUCGUUGCGAACGGGACCGCCGCUCAUCAAACAGACGCACACGAAGCCCUUUCAAUUACCAUGGAUGACUUCACGCAGGCCCAGGAUGGAUUUACGCCCUUGUCAUUGCGAGACGUCAAGCUCGAAAAAUCUUCGGUCGCAUGGUCCGACAUUGGCGGCUUGGUCGAGACGCGUCGUGUGCUGCGCGAGACGUUGGAGUGGCCCACCAAGUAUGCGGCCAUCUUCGCUUCGUGUCCGCUCCGACUUCGAUCGGGUCUCUUGCUCUACGGCUACCCAGGAUGUGGUAAAACGCUCCUAGCUUCGGCCGUAGCGAAGGAAUGCGGACUCAAUUUCAUCAGCGUCAAAGGACCCGAGAUCCUCAACAAGUACAUCGGUGCGUCGGAGAAAUCCGUUCGCGAUCUGUUCGAUCGAGCUCAAGCAGCGAAGCCAUGCGUGCUGUUCUUUGACGAGUUCGACUCCAUCGCUCCGAAACGUGGACAUGACAGCACCGGUGUGACGGAUCGCGUGGUCAACCAGAUGCUGACGCAGAUGGAUGGUGCGGAGGGUCUGGAUGGAGUGUACGUGCUCGCUGCGACGAGCAGACCGGACUUGAUCGAUUCGGCACUGCUGAGACCAGGAAGGUUGGAUAAAUCGUUGCUGUGUGAUAUGCCGGGAGAGGAGGAUAGGCUCGACAUCAUGAAGGCGAUCGCUACCAAGGUCCACCUGCAUCCAGAGGUCAGGUUGGACGAGUGGGCGAAGAGGACAGACGGCUUCUCGGGAGCGGAUCUGCAAGCUUUGCUGUACAACGCGCAUCUGGAAGCCAUCCACGAAUCUAUCAACGCGGUGGACGCAGGUGACAAAAAGGAGGAGGAAACUCAAGGCGAGGUGAAAUUCACCAGCAUCGGUGGCGGAAAGAAGACGCUCAGCGGAGCCGAGAGGCAGGCGUUGGUCAGGAAGUUGGAGUUGGUACUGAAGAACUCCCAACCGCAGAUGAAACGCGUUUUACCGUCAAACCUCACGUCCAAAACGGCAUCGAACGGCGUAGAGGUGAAGAAGAACAAGACGCUGGUGACGGAAGCUCAUUUGGAAACGUCGAUCAAGAGCACGCGGCCGAGUGUUCCGAUGGAAGAGCAGAGGAGGUUGAGAGGGAUUUAUAGGACUUUUGCGGGCGACAGGGAGGGCAACUUCCCGGAUGGAGAGGCAAGUACUCAGAUUGGUGCUAGGAGCAGUCUCAUGUAG